AUGGGUACUUUCAAGUUGAAUUUCGAUGGUGCCUGCCCUCGGCCACCUGCUCUACCAGCAAUUGGCAUGAUUUUGGGCGAUAGUGAUGGAGUUGUUAUGGCAGGACAAGUGUUCAUUAUUGGUGUUCCUCGUUCAGCAAGUGUUGUGGAAGCUUUGGCGAUCGCAUAUGAUGUCCGAUUGGCGAUGAGUAUUGAGUUGUCGAGGGUGGUGAUUGAAAGUGAUUGUUGGAAUGUUGUUCAACAGUUCAAUAUUCGUGACGCUCGUCAACUCUUGGCCGCUCAUCCUCACAUUUCAGCUAGGUUUAACCAUCGGGAAGUUAACAGUGCUGCUCCUGCUCUUGCAAAUUAUACUUAA
Hibiscus syriacus is the source of this 354-nucleotide messenger RNA. RefSeq lists its product as uncharacterized. Gene Ontology annotation, molecular function: RNA-DNA hybrid ribonuclease activity; nucleic acid binding. The coding region runs from base 1 to 354 and encodes 117 amino acids. The record is from RefSeq and is a predicted model, not a curated record. The transcript has a single exon. Lineage: Eukaryota; Viridiplantae; Streptophyta; Magnoliopsida; Malvales; Malvaceae.